CCAGAUGAUCUCAGAAAGGGGCAGAAGAAGACUAUGAUGGCUUUCCAGCCUUCCUCUUGGAUCUUCAUCAAUGAAAGGACAUUCAUUACUGGGGAACAACUUGAUUCUUUACUGAAGACCUAUAACAUCUUUUAUAGGAACCAGAAAAAUCUGCAUAUUUUAUAUGGACAGACUGAAGAUGGUAAGCUAAUUGUUGAAGGAACGUUGGACAUUUUCUGGGGAGUAAAACGGCCUAUCCAACUGAAAAUACAAGACGAGAAACAAAUCCCUUCUUUCAGUGUGCUGGAGUCACCAGAAGAUUUUUCCAAAAGGGGAAUGACACGCUGGGGACAAUUUGAUGAUCUUUAUCGCAUUAGUGACUUGGACAAGGAUCAGAUUCCAGUGACUGGAGGAACAGGUUCCCAAGAAGACUAUUUAUUUUAUCACAGUAGCACUCUGAAGCCUCAUGCAAACGAAGAGCCUGAAUCCCCAUUACUCUACAGAACUAUGAGUGAAGCAACCCUGGUGAGGAAAAGGAUGAAGCCUCCAAUGAUGGACAGAAAAGCCAGACAGAAGCAUAGGGCCUCUAUUAAUGGACACUUUUAUAACCACGAAACAUCAAUUUUCACUCCAGCCUUUGGAUCAGAAACUAAGGUCAGAGUAAACAGUAAUAUGAGAACUGAAGAAGUAAUAAAGCAAAUUCUCCAAAAGUUUAAGAUUGAAAAUAGUGCCCAGGAUUUUGCACUUUACAUUAUUUUUGCAACAGGAGAGCAGAAACGGCUAAAGAAGACAGACAUUCCGCUGCUGCAUAGACUCCUACAGGGACCAUCCAAAACAAAUGCUCGCAUUUUCCUCAUGGAUAAAGAUGCAGAAGAAAUUAGCAGUGAUGUUGCUCAGUAUAUUAACUUUCAUUUUUCUCUCCUGGAAUCCAUCCUUCAAAGAUUAAAUGAAGAAGAAAAAAGAGAGAUCCAAAGAACAGUAGCAAAAUUCAGUACAGAAAAGGCAAUCAUAUUGAAAUAUCUUCGAAGUAAACGGGUAAUAAAAACAGAGACAACAGUUUAG
Budorcas taxicolor (takin) is the source of this 1041-nucleotide messenger RNA. It is a transcript of the gene RASSF6, whose product is annotated as Ras association domain family member 6. NCBI's taxonomy places the organism in Eukaryota, Metazoa, Chordata, Mammalia, Artiodactyla, Bovidae. The transcript has 10 exons. Gene Ontology annotation, biological process: signal transduction. The coding region runs from base 34 to 1041 and encodes 335 amino acids. The record is from RefSeq and is a predicted model, not a curated record.